UUUUCUCGGAAGUAUAUACAUUUGUCAUAAUUUAGAAUCUGAUAAAUAUUAUUUCGAUUAAUCAUUUUUUUUCCCUCGAUCAAUUCCGUAAUCUCUCCAAAGGAAAUGAACGCUCAGUUGAAUUCUACACCGAAUUUUAUUCAAGAGAACGCCGCCGGAAGUGAUUCCGACUCGAACCCUGACGAUUCGCCGGAAUAUUACGAGCCAAUCUCUUCCACCGCUGAUGAAGACGAUGUGCAUAUCUCCGAUCAGAUUCCUAAUCAUGUUCAGAACUCCGAUGAUGAAGAGUGCGACGAAUCUAGUUAUUUUCAUCGCCUCCCUAAUGGCUAUGCAAAUUGCGUAGAGAACGGGAUAUCAUCACUGGAUCUAAGUGACGAGGAUGGUGAAUAUAAGAGUGAGGUUGAAGAAGAGGUGGAGGCGGAGGAGGAGAGAAUGAGAGCGGUGUCUGAUAUUGCUGUACGGAGAGCGUUCAGAGAGGACGAGAGCCGUCGCAACACUCCAUUGACGGCGGAGAAUGCAACGAGAGUAAUGGAAGCCAUGCGUAGGAUUUCUUUUGGUGGAGUCGCUCCUGAUUGGACCAGCCAAGUUCCGGAGGAUCAGUGGAUCGAUCAUCUACAAAGAUUGAGAAGACCACCAACUACUACCUCGACGAACUGAAACCGAUUUGCCAUUAAUUAGGAACAAAGGAUGCAAUGCAGAAAAUGCCAUCGGCAGUCCAGUUACUGAUCAUGAUAAUGUCUUGAUUGGCAUUGUUACCUUACAUGGAUUGGGUCUCAGCAGGCUUGUGAAGUUCUUGCCAUUAUCACCCACUAGUUAUUGAUUCUUUUUGUAUACUGUUGGGUUUCUUACCCUAUAUUCUUAAGCUUAUGCUAUUUUUUCCUGUAUUAAGAUGAAUAGUCACCUCAUUAGACUUUUCGAUUGGGCUUAGAGUUAGCUCUGCACCCCCUUUUCAGGUCCACUCUUUUCCCACUGUUGUGUAUGUAACCCAUUUGGACCUGUUGCGACGAGAGAGUGCAUGGUUACGUUGAUCCUCUGUUCUUUGGAUCUUUGCAUAAUCGAGUUGAAAUUUGGUUUUGAUUGAAUGUACUUGGAUUUACGCAAAUACAGUUUCAUAGCAACCACUAGAUUGCUGAGACUGGCUUUUCUUUGACAUUGUUUAU
Molecule: messenger RNA, 1160 nt
Organism: Solanum dulcamara
Lineage: Eukaryota; Viridiplantae; Streptophyta; Magnoliopsida; Solanales; Solanaceae
Exons: 3
Coding region: 106-657 (183 amino acids)
Source: RefSeq, a predicted model, not a curated record